GUUUUUCUCAUUUAGAAAAUCUGCUUGUAACUUUAAUAGAUGAUGACUGGACUUCGGUUAAACUUGGCUCCUGUUAAGGAGCCGCUUGGUUUCAUCAAAGUUUUGGAGUGGCUAACCGCAGUUUUUUCGUUCGGAAGUUGCGGCGGAUUCAUUGGGCGCAAUGUAGUGUCGAUCUUCUGCAGCGGAGGAAACGAAACUUUAGACGCCACUUUUACCUACCCCUUCAGGUUAAACGAGGUAGUGCUAGUAGAGAGUAACAAGACGGUGUGUAACCGCACCCUGCCCGAGACUCACCUGGUGGGGGACUCGGCGUCUUCGGCGGAGUUCUUCGUGGCCAUCGCUGUCCUGUCCUUCCUCUACUGCCUGGGGGCUGUGUUGCUCUACACGGGAUACAUGCACGUCUACAGGGACACGGCAUUUGGCCCCACCAUGGACUUCCUGGCGACAGUGAUCCUGGCCUUCCUCUGGCUGGUGUGCUCGUCGGCCUGGGCCCGGGGCCUACAGAACGUGAAGGACGCCACGGGCACCGCGGGAAUCCGCGAGACGCUGCCGCUGUGCGGCGAGCCGGGCGUGUACUGCGAGGUCACGGAGUUCGCCAACAUGCGCAGCCUCAACGUGUCCGUGGUAUUUGGCUACUUGAACAUGAUCUUGUGGGCAGGUAACGCUUGGUUCGUGUACAAGGAGACACACUGGCACACCCAGAAGUAUCCUGCCCAGCACGGGGGAGGGCGCGGGCCGGUCCCAGCCCCCAUCUGACCGCUCACACGCCUCCUUCACUGUCCCGGCAGCCCGCCCCUAAAUCCUCCCACCAAUCAGAAAGUGUUGCGAGGCGUGUCUCCUCAGAGUGAGGAACACACCGCCACGCCAGCAACUGGAGCAGGAGGACUUUACUUGCCUUUACAACACAGCUGCCCAUAUCUACUCACAGUACACAUGCACUUACUUACACCCCUGCUCUUACGGUACAUCUGCCCUUACCUACACACAUGCACCUACAGUUCAUUUGGCUCUACCUACACACCUGCAUAUUGAGCAUACCUGUCCAUACCCACACACCUGCACUAACCUACACACCUCCCCUUACAGUACACUAUCCUUUACCUACACACCUGCCCUAACCUACACACCUCCCCUUACCUGCACACCUGCACUUAGAGCACACCUGAAAUUACCUGCACACCUUAAUUCCAUUUUCAGUCAUUUCUGUGAUAAUUCUUCUUCUCUUACUGUAAGGCCAUAAGAGGUGAUACCUUCCUGUUAUCAUUUCUCUAAUGCGAGCAAUUCUCUAGUAAUGGCACAGUUGUUCAUAGUAUGAGUUUUUAAUCACUUUUUGAAAAAUACCUUAUGAAUAGUAUCUUUUUCCUCACUGUUUCACUGUUGGGCCUUAUUCACAUGAGAUGUAUCAACGCUAUGGGCACAAAGAAGUAGCUUGUUCAUAUGGACCAAGGAGUGUAGUGCAGCUGCUCUUGCCUGAUUAACAUGCUCAUGUGAUGGAGUUUUGACUGCUCUCACUCAGUAACUUUCCCGAGUGAAAAUGGCGACUGUAAUGAAGCCUUUACAUUCUUACACCUGCUGCUUGGGUUGUGAUGUGGCCCGAGCUUCAUUGUUUAUGCCGUAGUUUUGGGGUUGACUCGGUCAAUGCAGGAGUCAUUAUUCUUGGUGAAAGUUGAAAUCUACUGACGUUUAGUUUUAAAUUUUAAAGCUACAGAUGGUGUCCACAGUGUUCAUACACUAGAUAAUGUGUUAAUAAGGUUUGUAGUCCUUUCAUGGCUUGUGUGAAUCAGUCUGUUUCCUUGUAAAUGCA
This is a messenger RNA of Megalops cyprinoides (Indo-Pacific tarpon), 1804 nucleotides long. Its product is annotated as synaptophysin-like protein 1. Gene Ontology annotation, cellular component: synaptic vesicle membrane; synaptic vesicle. NCBI's taxonomy places the organism in Eukaryota, Metazoa, Chordata, Actinopteri, Elopiformes, Megalopidae. The transcript has 5 exons. The record is from RefSeq and is a predicted model, not a curated record. The coding region runs from base 40 to 756 and encodes 238 amino acids.